AUUAAUUUACACAUAUAAGUUAUACAUGUCAUAGAAGUGUGAUUAUCUGCUACCAAAGCUGUAUUUCCCCCGCAGCUUGUUCGUUCUUAAGUUACCCCAUUUCAAGUAUAGUGUACCCAUCGUAGUGUCCCAAAUGUUAUCAGCCGCGGCGAAGAUCCCACCGAUCACGAUGAGCAAACUCUACGUGGGCAAUCUGCCCAACGAGACGAACGAGAUCAAACUGAGGCAGUUGUUCGUCGAGCAGAACCUCUCCUGCACCAACAUCCUGAUCAAACGGGGCGGCUACGCCUUCGUCGAUUGCCCGGACCAGUCUUCGGCCGACAGGGCCAUCGACAAGCUCAACGGUUUCAACUUCAACGGCUCGGCCUUGGUCGUGGAGCCCUCCGUGGCUUCGGUGAAGAAGAAGUCGAACGCCGCCAUCCACGAGCCGCCCUCCAUCAACGUGAGCAAUCACUGGAUGAGGACCACGGCGUCGGACCGCUAGCGAUCGGAUUCGUCGAUGAUCGAUCACUUCGAACGGAAAGCCUAUUGUAAACGAAGAGUAUAUUUAUUUGCACGUACAUUUUGUAAUAAACUAAAGUAAUACGCACGGAACUGAAUCUUUCGGGUUGUCUUGUUGUAUAAUGUGA
Messenger RNA from Phyllotreta striolata, 629 nucleotides. The record is from the annotation of a GenBank genome assembly. Lineage: Eukaryota; Metazoa; Arthropoda; Insecta; Coleoptera; Chrysomelidae.